Molecule: messenger RNA, 1335 nt
Organism: Phytophthora infestans T30-4
Lineage: Eukaryota; Oomycota; Peronosporomycetes; Peronosporales; Peronosporaceae
Exons: 7
Coding region: 1-1335 (444 amino acids)
Source: RefSeq, a predicted model, not a curated record
AUGACCCCGGCGAGCCUCUUCCGCUGUGCUGCCACGCGCUCACCCCGGGCCCCCCAAUUCUUGUUUGAAUCGCGCAAAUUCGGCGUGUCAUCCAAGGCCGAGGGUGUUCAGCGACUCGCUAGCGACCUCAGCGCCGCCCGUGCCGCGCUGCAUCUGGAGAGCAUUAUCGUCUCCAAGUCUCUCUUCCAGUCACCCGACGAUAUUCCGAAGUACACGCGAAAAUUGACGCAGUACCUGACGCUCGUCAGGGGCUUCACGGAAUCGCGCAAGAGCGCCACGAAAAAUGCCGACGCGGCGCUGCAGGCGUCGGUAUCGGUAACCGACGCGACCGUAGACUGCAGUGGGUGCCUCAGCUUUUGUCGCUGGCAAGACGCGCUCACGAGUCAAACAUUGUACGCUCGCAGUGCAAGACAGGAGUAUGCACACGUACUGCUGGCUUGUGGUAUCUUGAUGAUGCGCGACGCCGGAAACAAAGUGGACGCCAUUCUGUCUGAGAGACUGUCGGAGCUCGACGAAACGCAGCUAAAACUCGCCUACCAGCUUCUGCUGCAUGCGGCUGGAGUACUAGAGGCUGGCGCAAGGAGCAACGACCUCGAGAUGCUCAAGCGGGUGCCAGAUCUGGCAGCUGGUCGCUUUCCCCAGUUGUUGGUGUGGAUUGCUCUUGCUGAGGCGCAGGAGCUUGUUGUGCUACGUGGCGUGACUCGUGAAGUCGCUGAUUACACUCUCCUUGCCAAGCUGUCGGUGGACAUUUCGGCCAGAUACAAAGAGUGCAUGAAGAUUGCAUCGAUGUUGCUCACCUAUUCAACGUCAAUCACAGCCGAACGCGUCCGUCUCUACUGUGCCUACAAGGAACCCUACUACCAGGCCAUGUCAACGUAUUUCCAAGGCGCUGCUUGUAUGCAAAAGGAAGAUGCACGAAACUGUGUGCAGGCAGUUGCUAAUCUGAAAAAGGCAUCCGUUCUCUUUGAAGCAGUUGGACCACUGGAGAAAAGAUACGAGGGCAAGAUGGCAGCAGACAAAGAGGAAAAGGAGCGCGUGACCUUGCUGUCGACCGUAUUUCUCCGGUCGCAGCAGAUCAUCAGCCGAGACUUGGACAUUGUCACGCACCGCAACGACAGCGUUUACUACGAACCGGCAACCGUGUGCAAUGCACUGAGUCUCGUCAAGCCGACGAAACUGCCGGCAGUGACCACGAGCGAUUUGUGGCGUGACGGGGAGGUUGCUAACUGCUUGAAACCCACUGCAGUAGUCGCGUCAGAUGCAACUACUGAGAAUCAGCAACAAGGCAAUAGUCGUCCACGUGAAGGAUGCUGUUCAAGCUGUAUUAUUUGCUAG